This is a messenger RNA of Spirometra erinaceieuropaei, 14761 nucleotides long. Lineage: Eukaryota; Metazoa; Platyhelminthes; Cestoda; Diphyllobothriidea; Diphyllobothriidae. The record is from the annotation of a GenBank genome assembly.
AUGUCAACUUCUCUCGUAUUGAAAGAUGAAGAAGGUGUUUAUCUGGAGGAGGUUGGGUCCCACACAGGUCUACAGGAGAAGAAGGCCAUUGCAGCUGCUGAUUCCAUGGCGACGGAGCGCUUCCUCCCAUCCAGCGUUUUCUAUGUCGUUAAGGGCCUUGAGAUCACCAUAGUCUCUCCGCCCUCUGUACCUUUGUUACGAGGACACACAGUUCUCCGUAGGACUUGUUCUUCACGUCAUCGGAGAUGAUUGUUGAAGGGGCAUGGUCGCUGACAAUGGUAGGGAAUUGGUACCGGUUGAAUGACAGCCUCGUGUUAAUAGUAGUUUUUAAGCGCCCAGAGGCCAAUAUCUAGGCAAAGUUAACACUGAGUCAGUAGUGGUAGACCCAUAGUAAAACUGACAAUUGGUGUAAGACCUCGACACUCCACUAUGCACAACAGAGUCUAGAUGAGGAUUAAAAGCAAAGGAAGCGGAGGUAAUCUAGAUUGUGCGCGUCACCAUGACUCAGAUUAUUUCCCUAAGGGUUUGGGACUGCAUUGAGUUUUUGAAGUGCACGAGGCAUGGUCAUGACACAUUAAUUGGCAGCCUAUGUUAUGCAGGUCAGCCGUUUCACGACAUGGUAAAGGUGACUCCGAAAUUCGCUUACUCUUUGCUUGAAUGUCCGUUAUAGAGGAAAGCGUAUCGGGCAUCGAACUCCCCAGUUGUCGCUGGCCUAAGAAAUCGACCCCACUGACAGCCGAAAUGAUUAUUUUAUGGCAAACUUAUUCGCGCGAGAUGUAGGUCGGUUUCCUUUAUUUACGGUUUCUUACUGGUUUGUCUAGAAAGAGACGAACAAUACAGCCUAUCACAGUGAGCAAUAUCCCUUUGACGGACUGUGUGGAGGGCAUGGGAAUUUGGACGAGGGUGGUUGUUGUUGUUAUGACCCGCCUGGUACGUGAAAUCCUGUGGAGCGUAUGCGCACUCUACCCUUGUCCCCAAUACCAACGCGGCAGAGAAGGAGAACGCGACCGGCCACGAAACUAUGUAUGAGGAAAUUGCAAGUCACAAUUAACUGGAAGUAACGCGUAUUUAUAACGCCCUACGGUGCUUCGCCGGCGUUCGGCCCAAUGCCUUUCGGGAAGAAUAUUCGAGACGAGCCGGUCGAUAAUUCGAAUAUGCUGAUCGAUCAGGCCCGAGAGGAAAAGCCAGUGGAGAGGCGUCACGAGUAAGAUGCCAGCGCAGUAGAGAAAACGCACGUGGCCUCCAGUGAUUGGCUGACUCUUGUUUUUGGGAGUGUAGGCGCUCCCAACAGUUGUCUGUGAUGUUUUGAACGCAGCUUUCGCUUCCAUAGGCCACGAUCGGCUUUCAGAUGGCGUGUUUGUCCAGCAGUUGGACGAACCUCCCCUCUGAAACUACAACUUAAACCACUAGGACACCACCCCUCGGCAAAUUCAGCACAGUCCGUUUGUAGACCAUUUGAGCUUGGCCCACGAGCCUAUAUAUCGGCUACCACCACUGUCCCAGGACUCUCAGGCAUGACUGGACGGAGUUAACACCAGCCCUGACUUGGUCAGCGGCCACUGCCGCCUGAGAUGACAACCCAGGAUACUCCAUACAAUAAAUCCACCAACUAUUCAUUGAGUUCACCUUUUCACAACUUAUUCGCCACAGUUCCUAACACUAUAGUCGUGCUCCCACACUCAAUCCUAAUAAGGGUCGCCUAUGCGACAAAUCCGUACAUGGCAAUUGAUGGCAUCAUAUGUACAGCAUGGUAUAGUUUUCAGUACAUGAUUGUCCAACAUCCACCAAAAAGUGCCAGUGGACCUGGUCUGACCGUACAACUACGACAUGAGUCACCACCCACGCACUUCGUACGCCCCAAUAUUUUAUUGCCUGUAUGACAGGACUAGAUGGCUCGAUAGUCAUGUUUAUAGAUGACAUCAGACGAUGUGAAGCAAUCGAAUGAGACAGUGAUGACUGCGACCUGCAGGAAGGACUUCAUUGACGAUGAGAAGUGGUAAUAAUAGCAGACUAAAGAGAAACGCUUAUACACAAGCUAAAUACAUAUUUGUUGGAAAAAUAACACUGAAACAGUCAGGAAAACUCUGUAACGUCAAAUUAACGCGGGUGCAUAUAAUUACACGUCAUUACAUAUCACUAUCAUGUGUGCCCCGGUUCCAGUUAUAAUCUUCGCAGUACUCUUUCACGCAGCAAAUAUUGUGCUGAGAACAACAUUUUAACACGCGUUUUCAACCAGUCAAACAAUCAAUAAAACAGUUCAUUUGGAGUUUAUACCAGAAACCCUUCAAAACUCCGUUUAGGCGCACCGACCUGCCGGGAUCUAAGGGCUAGUUGGGUGGUGUUCACCAAGGUAUCGAGUCAGGCACCUUCCGUUUUUUUACUAUGCAUUACUGAUAUUUCAUUAACAGCUAAAGACGCUUAGUCCUGUACCGAUUAUCAAUAUUUUUAUCAUUAAUAUUAUUAGUACCAAUGAUAUUAUUUGAAAUGCGCGUAUUCUUCCCUUAAAGUCCAAGGCCCAACGUUGCUUUGAACAAAUUUCCUCACACCGAUUUUCGAUUUCCGAGUGAAACUAAACAUGCCUAAUUUACUCCUCACCUUCAAAAUGUCGUUAUAUGUUUCGGACCCGGAUAGCACGUUCCAAACAGUGAUUUUUGACAGUUCUCCCUUCGUAGAAUGCCCAACUACCGAAGACUUAUUUUUAAGGCGCCUGAAUAAUCUAGAAAAUUCGGUGCACGCCGACAGAAUUCCUGUCAGCUCUACUCACACUUGUGGCUCAAGUUAUUAUGAAUUUUACCGUCUUGAGAUAAAGUAUUGUAAUUAUCAUGUCUUUACCUUCUUUUGUUUAAAUAGCUGUCACUUCUACGACUCACUGAAAGCUUCUAGCUGUUCUAAAUUUGAAAAGGCUUUAAAAAGUUGUACAGGAGAACUCUCAUAUCAAACACCCCUAACUGCAUCCCACCUAGACAGCGGGUGGUCAACUUUCCUAAAAUUGCUCUAGGUUCUAUAGGUGUAAAUUAGCCUCUGUCUCCGUUUGCGCACUAAUAAGAGAUCCACCGUGGCAGAACUCUCUUAUCUUCUUUUAAAUGUUAAGAGUGGAGGUAACAAGAAGUAACAAGGCGUCUCAAACAAUUUUUAACACUCUCAGACAAUUGAGGCUGCUCUACAACAACGCAUUCGUUGUAGUGUGCUAACAGCACAUCGUUAAACUCGUCUGACUACGCAGACACAAGAUAAGGCUCAACUUUCAAUGAGAAAAAGCAGUAACUGAAAUAUAAUUUAGGCACGAAAAUUUGCAUGCCAUUAGUGUUUCAAUGUUGCUAAAAUACAGGAGGACCUCACUAUGUCAUAACUAGGAAACUCUGAGCGCUUCAACGCUCACUCCCUUAAACGCGUUGCCAUUUUUACAAUACAACGGUACAUACAUUAUGGAUAAGUUUUAGUCUAGAACCAAAAAGUUCUCAAGUACUUAGGCAAAUGAAGCAUUAAGAAACCUGAGGGUACCUUACUGCUGUCGAAAUGACCGCGUUAUCAACGUGCCAGUCAUGUGAAUUAAAAAUGAAACAUGGCAGUUAGCUUGCCGUGAGCCUAGUUAUAUUUAUGAAUUUCUUCUGAGUGUCACAGUGCUCCUAAAAGGUAUUCUGGCAGUUUCGACGCCUAAAAUUAGAUUACUUGUUAUUUCGAACGAGCGAGUUUGAGGGUUGUCUUACAAAUCCAGAGUUUCCAUUUUGGACGUCGGUAUGUAAGUCCGUUUUCCAGCGUUUGCUUUUCGGUAUAUGCGAAUGUCUGUUAAAAUGGAAAGAAAUAUAUUUAACGUCAGAAUUUCGUUAUUCGUACGGCCGGGAUAUAAUGCGUUCCAUGGACUCUUUUCCCACUCUGCGUCCUCCGAUUUCACGAAUUAGGUUUUUAUGUGCUUCCAUGACGUUGCGCUUUUUAAGCAUCUUAGGUGUGGUUUCGGUUUCUGGGUCCGCCCUUUACCUUACUGGUACCAAGGGUAUAAGCCCUGACCAAAAUGUUCGCAAACCGCGAUGAAGCCCUUAAGUGCAUACGCUUGGCUGAAAAACAUAUGCGGGAAGGCCAUGCGGAGACAGCCAAAAAGUUUAUCCGCAAAGCUGUGAGGUUGGAUCCAUCCGUCACACUCCCACGUAAUAAAUAACUUGUAAUAUGAUCUUUAGCGUUUGCAAGCGGCUUGUCUGACGAUAGCACGCCCCCUCGUCGACGAACUCCAAGUAGGUCUGGGGAGACCGCAUCGUCAAACACCCGGGAAAGUUCACAAGAGAGAAACUUCACAAAGGCAGAUAUUGAAGCCGUUAGAUCUGUCCUAACAUGCAAAGAUUUAUACAAAUUGCUCGGCGUGUCGAAGGAAGCAUCUGAGGAUGAAAUAAAACGUGCAUACAAGAGGUAUGAUCUUUUUGUCUUAUUCUCUUCCGAAGUUUGGCAAGGAAAUUUCACCCAGACAAGAACCGCGCACCUGGGGCCACGGAGGCCUUUAAGAAGAUAGGAUCUGCAUUCGCAACGCUUACAAACUCUGAAAAGCGUCGUAGGUACGACUUGUACGGCAGCGUGGACGAGCCGGCCCCGUCUGUCACUCGACAGCGUCAUGGCGACGUGUUCUACCAAUUUGACGCCCAUCCAGGUUUCGAUGGUGUGUCCCAUUGUUUUGGAAUUUUACGAUGGCUGCCUCUUAAAAGUCUGGAUUAUUUUCAAGCUACUAUAAUUGCAUUUUAUCAAUUUAAAUGCGUAAAACGGGUAGUCGUCUGUUUUCAGUCCAUCUUCUGUGACGCCUUUUCAGCCUGCACUCUUACCGUUCGGAUUUUACUCCCAUGAACGUUGUCACUUGACCUAUCUUUAAAGUUUUGACUUGACACGUCCGUCCAGCACCUGUCGCCUUCGGACUGAUAACAGAUCCUGUGGUGCCCCCUAAAAGCUUUCGUUUUCUGGUAGCCGGGCCUCCGCGUCGUACUCGUCGUGGUUGUCGUAUUCAUCACAACCACCGACAGUUCGGUCGUUGUCAGCGAUGACCGACCUCUCCACAGAAUUAUUCCUUGAUUGAUGGGUAAAGCAUUGAUGGUUAUCCACAAGAGUGUUUCCGAAUAGGUCAAUGUAGUGUAUGAGAAUAAGACGAUUUAAGAUCUGCAAUUCAUCUAAUAUCAGCAUAGUUCAGUCUGGGUCAGGUAAUUAUGUAUUGAUCCUGAAGGCUCUCUUGAUAGUCGCAACCCACGUAUUUUGCCUUUCGAGCCACUCAUUACCUUUGCAUCUCUCACAGUGUUGGCACCAGUAGAAUGCCGCCUACUUGUGGCAAUACUGUUACUUGCACAGGCCUUAUUAAUCCGGUUAUUCUCGAAGAGCAGACGCUAAACUUCUCUAGACAUUUAAAUCGUUGUCUGUUUGCAUAUUCACUAAAUUAGGUGACAGCAGUGUAAAUAGUAUAGCUCAUUCUUUUUCAUGAGCUCAAGGCAUUUACACCCUCAACAGCCUGUAUAUACUCCCUGCUGGCUUUCCUUCUAUAAAUGAAAGCUGUAAUGCGCUCGUUCGGUUUUGUAGUACGGCGUUGGGGUUCUCUUUUGUUGUCUUCUGACGUCUUCUUGGUCGGAGGCACAAUUGAGCCGAUUAGGUAGCCGAUCGUCCGAAAUUCGACAUCACACGUUGCUCUCGUCACAUCUAAGUCACUAUUUUCACUCUAUGUUGAGCACGUACUCCGACGACAGCCAGCGAAGUAAGCAAGGCUGGAUUUACAUUGUCUUCCACGGCUUUGGUGGACAGAAGACUGUUGGUCCUGGUCGGAUUGUAUUCUGCGCAUGUCUCCAGCAGCAGAAGUCCGUUGUUAUUGCAGUUAGUAAAGCCGACCAGGCUCCCUCUCCCAUGUACGUAAUCCUUUCUAACUGAUGGAAGCCACCGUGAAUAGACGUUUCGUCCCUAUCCAAGCUCCAAGCUCCGUGAUAUGAAAGUUUUCUUGACUCGGUCUUGACACCGGACCCUGGUGGAUGAGGAUAGAGUGCGGUAGAUGCUGCCCGCGUCCAAUAUCAUUAUAAACUAAUUCAUGCGCAAGUCACCGUUCCCGCUCUCACCCUGCUGUGGAGCACACGGUGGACAUAGGCGACAACGUCAGUUGAAAUCUCCGAGGAUAGCCUUCUACUCCCAGCUGUGCUUGUUCAGAGAAGCGGGUCUCACUGGUCGGCAGCAAUGUCUACACUGUUUCUGAAGCGUUCGAAGGCAACCAGAAGGUCCUUCUCUCAUCGGUUAUAUAUGAUAACAGGGGUCAGCCCAAUCGUCAGUGUGACCGAAGUCUCGCUGGCGGAUGGAGGAUGGGGAUUACAACGUCUUUAUCUGCCUCGCGUGUUUUGUUCAGCCCGCCCCCACAUUGACUGUGCUGCUGUUGGGUCAGACCAAACGGGAGCCAUAGUAUCUCAUGACAUUCACUAGUUUGAAUACACGGAGUCGACGUUAAUCCCCAACUACCGUCCUACAUCCAGCUACAUACUACAUAGUAGGUAGACGUCCAUCCCUCGUCAGCCACUUUCCCAUCGUCCCCGGUGAACCUGACUCGGACAAGCUCAUUUUGACAGUGGCGAGGUAAGAGACUGUGAGGCAAAUCCACUUCGGAUCAAACACUUAAUUUCUUCCCAAACCAACCGAACGCGCAUGGGAACUUCCACCUUGCUUCAACAUUUAAAAUUUGAGGGGUCUCUUAACCAUAGACUAACUCGUCGUCCUUUGGAACGAAUCCAAACUAUAACGGUUCGUUGGUACGGACUGUAUAACGCCUCGAUUUAAUUGGAUUGUUCAAGCCUCGUGUGUAGGAAAUCUGGGACCAGUUCUUGCGUUCUGCACGUAGGCUAACUGUUCAGCCAUGUCAGCCGCCGCACCCACGUCCAUUUUCGAUCGUCUUCAUUUUACCUCACCACGGGCAUACGGUGGUCGGGGCAAGAUUAAAGUAGAUUCACCAAUUAAUAAUCUCACUUCAGGCAAGUUAACACAUAAGCCAUAACCUCUCCCACCUCGCGGGGCAGUGGGCGACAUAUUCUCGCGACGAAUAAGCCACUAUUAUGUACAUCGGUCACGGUCAGUUGUGUACAUUACAUCAACUAGCACUUGUUUAAGGCGUCUUUUCUAGACCCCUCCACCGGAAGCGUGUGAGCGGUGGGCUGCCGACCAUGUCUGCAUAGACAUCCCAGACAGCGGCCGCAUCCCGAUGUAUCCCUUAACCAUUGUAGUGGGAAAACGACAUUCAAAUUGACAUGAGCUGCUGACGAGAUUGCAUCUUGUCCGCUCACUAGAACUCUUUAAGCCGAUUGAAGGGAGUCGAGUGGUGAAUAUGCUUUGCUUUUGAAAUCAGAGUGGGAGGGACUUGCGCAGCAUCGACCACACUCACUCCAGUCUCACCACGAUCAAGUGGUAAGUCUGCACAACGAUGCCUGAAACUGAGGCGAGACGCAACGACUGACCUUGUCCAAGUCUCGCCCAAGCGUGCUACGCGACUUCCUCCACCUAGCUUAACUCGCCAACCGAAACAGUUAUUAGGUAUUGGCAAAAUUUGCUUCUGUGGUCUUAUGCUCAGUGGCUUUGCUUUGCCCGUUGUCAGAUGUUCAGAAAGCACUUGAUUCUGUUCCAUACGUUUAUUGUGGAAAAUGGCUUCUGACCAUGGAGAUAACUGUGCUAUUUUAGAUGUGCAAUCAGUUCACAAACUGACAUAGUUUGUUACCGGCAUUGAAAUAAGGGUUAGCCGUCACAUGUGUGUAAGGCUUUGACGAAUUUUUAAGGACGACACUCCCGUUCACGAUUGUAUUUCUUUUUAACGUAUUCUCCUGACUGCCCAAUUAGAUGUGAUCACACGGAAGAAGACUGGAACGCUUAUAAACAGGAGCAGUUCAUUCGCCCUGUUCGGUAGUUGUGGUUGGUGGCCCCGCCUGUUGAAUGCCGGACGAGCUGUCUACAUUGAGGGGGGGGGGUUAUCGUCAGUAUAUUAUAUCACAUUUAACGCGGCCAAGCCAUAUUAACGAGCAGUCAGGAAAAAGUGUGUCCACACCUUUUACGCCCGAUCAUGCUUGCAAUUAAAAAAAACUGCCAGUAUACACGAUCUCGGCCGCCAACCGAGUAUGCAAUGCGAAGCGCUUACCCUCUCUGUUUGGGGAACUGCAACUAUCACACCAUCAAUUAAAUAAGUUGCAGGGUCUUGAAUUGUAGUCGGCGACAAAACUGCGUACCUGCUGUCUUCAAAUCUUCUUACUGAGCCCUUCACUUCGUCUGUUUACACUACAGUAGGUGGCUUGAUAACUCACAAAUUGAACCUCGUAACUCGCCUUUACUCCCUGCUGACUAAACAGAACGAGCCAUUUCCAGCUGGACCAUCGCCUCCUGCGGCAAUUGCAUUACUGGCCUCCGUAAUUAGGGGUUGAUCACUGAAACAAGUCAUUCAAACAAACUAAGGUUUCUCCAAGAGUCUGUCACAGUUCGACUGUCCAUAUGCAGUAUGGCCGGCGCAUUGAUCCAACUACUGCGCACCAGUGCAAAUUGUGUAAACUCUCCCUCCAACAAUGGUUCCAAUUGACGAAGCAGGUGUAAGUGCCUCGUUACGGCAGAUGGAUCGAACUCUACGAAAGCAGUUUGCAUUAAAGGUGCCCCAAAGAUGCGUCAGGCUGCCGUUUGUUGUUGGUUACUACUGUGAUAGUGUCAUAUGCAGUCGGAUUUCGGGCCUUAUCCGAAGCAGUGUCGGGCAGUCAAACUCUUGGGAAGCUGACGACACCGGUAUGCUGGGCAGUGGAUGCUGACCUUCGAGGUAUAAUCAUUCCAAUGGCUUCCGCAUAAUACUACAGGGGCAUAGUUGCCUGACUCCCAUGUGUUGUCGCCUCCUCGGAUAGUAAGACAAUGCCGCUGAGUUGUCUGAUUGGUUGGGGAAGAACUGACCCCCAACCCUGGCGUAAUGCGUCAGAUUGUGCUUUGUUCAGCCAUAGUCAUUAAUGUCCUGGCAUUACUUCCCUCGUUUAUGGCUUUCGUUGACCGUAUAACUAUUGUUUGCUCACAGGAUGCUGGAACAUAUUUAAAACGUUUGACCAGUGCUGCUCAAUUAAGCAGACAACAACUUAGACCAUGGGUCCUCAAACACAUUUAUAAUAAUAAUCAUGGUUAUUACUAUCUGGCACGGACAGAAGUGAUUUUAUAUACAAAACCCUGAACCAGACAGAAAAUUCAGUUCUUUUGCUGUUGGUCUCAACUCCUAAUCGGUUUUUUCUGUCCUAUCUGGACCUGUCUCUCGACCGCCGACGUAUUUGACCUCCCAUGCCGCGCGUUUCUGUCUCCCUCUUGCGCAGUGGGGUAUGCAUUAAACAUUGCUGUUUUGCCAACCAGCGUGAUUCCAGUACGUCUCCCAGCCAGUCUGUCCAACAGGCUUAGCGCCGUGCAGUGUUGAUUAGAUGGGCACCUACGGUCGUUACCAUUGUGAUUGUCAAAUAUGCCCAGACUCCUGCAAAUGUGUCGCUCCGCAUGGUAAAAAGCAACCUAACGACCGAGUGGCUUGGAGUGCCGAACUCGGCUUAUUUAUUCUCAAAGGAGCUAAGCACAACAGCUCGACAGUCGCAUUCGGUGAGCACAAAACGGGGACUUGCGCGUAAAUUAGUUUAUGGUAGUAGUAGACCUGCAAGACAGAGUCAGAUCGACCGGUGGCGGGUUCGGGCGAGCUAAAAAACGCUGAUGACUUACCAACCGAGGACUCGUUUAUAUCUCUCUAACUUCAACUAUUGGUACCAGCUAAUGCCACUUGACGCAACUUCAUUAAUGCCAGUGGAGACUAGAGACUGAUGCAAUUAAUAUCUACACUGCAUCACAAACUCCAAUUAUUAGACCAAUCGUUUGAUCCGGAUCUUGCGUACUCCCAUUCACGCCUUCCCUCAUAAGGGGGCCCCUGUGUAUCCCUCCUUCCCAUAGACAGUCGGUAUGCUUUGCAUAACCCGUUGCGAAUUUCAGGCAGCACAAACCAUCAAAUGUCGCCGCUGCUAUUUGCACACAUGCAGUAGCCUUCUCUGUUCCAUGCGAACUUACCUAUCUUCGCCAAAACAGAUGGUUAUUACAGGCAUGGUUAUCUCAUCAGGAUUAGCUGUGAGAAUGGAUGCCCUCGAUGUACAUCUUAGGUUUUCAAGUGUUAAUGUUUAGAAUGACCGCGGGCGUACACGACCCCCAUUUUCCCGGAGGGGACUCAUUGAACCCCCAACAGUUCUGCUAACCAUUGAUUCUGUUGGGUCCCUACUAAUACGGCGCCCGUGUACGAAAACUUAUGGGCAACAUGUUAGGUCAGAACGCCACCGAUCUGCCUGCUGUUACAAGUGUUAAUCCACGCACCUCAAAAGUCCCCAAAAUUUCCGUCAUUUUAACCCUUGAUUUAUCUGUCUUCUUAUGCCCGCACGAGGCCGAAUUUUAACCGCCAUUCCAACUCUUCCAAUUGACAACGAGAUUCUUAAUUUUUCUAUUUUGGAUCACCUCCGUUUCUUCCAUCCGUCAUUGCCCCUUUCAUCUCUUUUUUAGCCGAUGUGUUCAAUAUCUUCUUCAAUGGGGGAUUUCCUUUCGUUUACCGAAAUCAUCGUGCCCAGACUCACCAGCCCAGAGAAUCCGAACGUGAGGUGCGCUCCUUCUCACAACCUCGUCUGUUAGAUGCAUCUUGUAUUGUCUUUAUACCCAAACAUCAUGUUCUCAGUGGUACCGUAGGUAGUCAGUUUUUCGCGUUAUGAGUUUAGUGAAAAUUGCGUUCUCAUCCACCAUAUACAGUUAUCAAAUUUAUUUUUUAAACUGCACUUAAUAUGGUGAAUAGGUGUUUUGGCAGCUUUUAAAUGAUUCACUUUGACUCAACUGUGAAAAAACUCGGCGCCUCGGUGGAAUUCCAACCCGCGACAGCAAGGACAGGCUUUAGUUCAGCCCUCCCUUGCUGUCGUGGGUUCGAAUCCCUCCGAGGCACCAAGUUUUUCACAGUCGGGUCAAAAGGACUUAGUAUGGUUAUGUACUUUCUGCCAUUAACUUUGGUCUCGCCCGAAGUCCCAGGGCAGAGUGCACAGCGUGUGUUAACUGCAUGUGAGCGCUGACUGAUCUUUUAGGUUGACUGUUCUCCACGCCACCCAAUAAAUGAGGUCCUCGAAUUUCACAGUCAGCCAUAUGUUUCUCGGACCGGCCUGAUAAAUAGUUUCACCGCCUUCACCAGGUCAAACACGCAUUACCGAAUGCCGGUUUGGGUCACGACGCCCCUCAUCUCCCUCAAUCGUGACAAUGAACACCCGCCUUUGUCCUGCCUUUAUCUAGUAUAAGAGGACGCCAAACUGCUGGCGAGGUGUGCAUUUGACCGUCUUCUCACUCCAGCAUAUUUGUCAAGAUGGAGUCUGCACCGGGCGAGAAGGCGACCGGGCUAUACUUCCAUGCCAAGGUCCUUAUCAGCUUAGUAAUUAUGAUCCAUGUUGUUGUCGUCGGUGCUAUUUUUUGCAGCUGCUAGAUUGAGCUUAAUGCCAGUAGUACGCACACGUUGAAGCCACAGACACCGCUGGGGUAGUUCGACCAGCCCGUUCUUGUCGGAUGUCCCCUGAAUUAGUUGUAGCCUUGAUCGGGGGCAGGGGGGGGGGACGAGCGUCGGAAGUGAACUUCGUUUUUGGUGGGUUUUGGGCCACCGUUGGACUCUAGACGAUGGAGCAGUACUGUUAGAAUUUACCAUCACUCGCAACACGUUAUUUGGGUCGCUUGCGAUGAAUGCGUCAAUCAUCGAGUCCAUGACACGUAGAAAAUCCAUUCUCCAGCCAACAGUGCUGACGAAUUCAAAACCAAACCAUUUGGUCAAUAAAAGUGCAUGUGAGAGAUGUCACCACGUCAUGCACACUUUUAUACAUGCUUAUAAAACGCCGAAGUCGAUCAUCAGUUGCCGGCAUUCGCAACAAACGUCCUAGCCUAAAGGCGUCGGGAUUCAGCAGCGAUGUGUGUUCCAAAGCGUCAGAUUUUAGGUGUUGGGCCCCAGACAUUCCCUCCACUGUCAGCACAAUCAGCGUAUAUUGCAGUUGGAUAGAUUGUCCCUCAAGUAGUAGACCUGUUUGUCAUUUCAAUCGAAUUUUUGAGGAUGACAACCCAUUGUUUUUGUAAAUAACACACGUGUUGUUAUGGUUUACACAUUUAAUGUCACACGAAACAUUGCCCUAAACAUGUCAUUCACAGUUUUACUUUUUGGAGCAUUGUUUCACCUGUGUUCCUCGACGACACUUUUUCUGACCUAAACCAGCGAACUUUUCAAGCGAAUAACCGCCUUUUUGACUGCUGGCUUCAGUUUGUGCUAACAUCCUCUUCUAUGCCUUUCAUUUCCAGAGUACCUACUUGGCAUACGUACAGAUACUGCCACUCCUGAUUCUCUUUGGUCUGUCCUUCUUCAGUAACUUAUUUGUCAAGGAUGCGCCCUUCAGCCUCACGCGCACCACGUAGGUUUUCCUGCUCUCCCCUGACCCCCUCUCCCAAUUUCCUUUUAUGCCUUUAAUGGCACCUUGAUAACGAAUACCUUUUUGCUAACCUUCAGCAAGUACCCAGUGGAACGAGUGACCAACCAGCAUCAAGUUAACUACUACGUGAAACCCACCUUUUUGGAGGAGUUCGACGGUAACCUCGCACACAUGGAAUCGCAGGUUGAAGAGCAGUAUGUCUACUACCUGCGUGAUCGAUGCUAUAAGGAACAGAGCCAGAGUACGUGAUUAACAGGCCUCUUGUUUUUUUCUUCUUGCAAGGUUUCCCAUGACGUAACUGAACCCUCACUUUACCCGCCCCGCACCCUACGCGUCCAUAUGGCGGCAAAUGGUAGAACGAUUUUCAGCGAGUGUGAUCAGGAAAGUAAGCGGGGUUGCAUCUAGCAAACAGGCUGUCGUGGACUAGCAGCGACAGUGUUGCAAGGGUACGGACGGCUGAGGUCUCGAACACCAAAUGCUGUGCAGCCCUACGCAAAGUUCGAUGGCGACAUUGAAAUAUGUUUCCCUGAACCGACAUUUGCUACUUUGUUUUGCCGCCGCUGCCCUGUGGCCCGGUAUAGAUGGAACAAAAGACUACAGAAAACAGGCUCGAUGCAGUAGUUGUCGGAAACCGGCCUGAGUUGAUAACCUCCGAUACACCAUAAAAGUUGAAGCCAGCCUGGGUUCUAGAGCAACGGACCAGGUUACUGAGUAUCAUUCCUGUACCUUUACUUGAUACGGCCGUGGCUACGUGCUUUCUAGCUGACCUCAAUGAUGUGGCAAAUUGUGUUUUCACGCGUGAUGAUCCCCGCCAACGGGUCUGGCGAGCGCAGCCUACUACUUGCGCCAGCAGCGAAGAUCGCACGCUGAGGGUUCGAGAAUCACUCAGGGGUCCAGGUAGAUCGUGCCGAGUUCGCUUUUGGAUCUACCUCCUAGCUCCUAUAGGGAUGGCGAUGUUAAGUUUAGGACGUCUUCCUUGAAUUGCCUAUGUCCUAGGUUUGCUGUCGCAGCAAUUACAGACUGUUCAAUUCCAGGGGUGUAGGCAUUAAGAGAAUCAUUCUCACACAGGGUUGGUAGAAAUGUCUCAGUUUGCUCUUCAUCUUAACACAGGCCCAGAACGUUUGGAUUUUCAAUGCACGCUGGUUUUUGUGCCGACUGAGGUGACCCCAUUGGGUCCGUAGAUCUUUUCAAUCAAUUUCUUAUCUUGUUCAUGUAGCACUUACUUGCGAAACUCUUUACUUAAGAGGAUGAGCAUUAACGGUUAUGGUGUCUAGUGACGGUAGACGGGCUGAGUCUGUUUAGCUGGCAUGAGACGCAAAAUAAAGUUCAGUUGUUCAUUUCUGUUUCAUAUUUGUCCGUCAACCCUCCUAAAUUUCACCACUUAACCAACUGGUGCAAAACGAUAGCGAAUUAGGCGUGUGUCCCUUACCGCCACUCGUUAUGCUGUCGGGUGUGGAAGGAUAUGCCUGGCAAGGCCUGCUGGUUAAAGACAAGUCGCAUAGGGGUUAAUGUCACGCCAUAUUUACAAGGGUCUGUAGGAGAUCUGGUGGGUCGAGAUUAGCUAACCCUGUCGGGAAGUUUUGUCCGAUCCAGAAUAGCGAUAUUCAUCACAUGGUCACAUUGGCAGUCAGAACGAAGACGGGUUGGUGUGGCAGACUUCUGUCAGGUUUCCUAGGAGGCACUACAAAUCUGCCGGUCUGCUAGCCGUUUGCGCACAUGUCUGUUUGUAAAGUACUUGACUGGCAAACUUCUGCACAACUGCCACGACCACGAUAAUUAAUGCAGAUGCGCAAAGUCUCCUUUAAGUUAGAUAACGGCUAGGGCUGAAUACGAUUUUCGGGCACGUCAUCCUGUCUCUGGGCCGUGCGUCAGUAGUGGUAGAGUGUUAAUGUUGAGCAUCAUGCGUUUUUGCGUUAGACGGACAUCACCACUUACGGAUAGUCCCAUUGGCGACCAACAGCCCCAACCGAGAUUAGUAACAAUACAAACCGUUUCAUCCACGUUAUUUAUCAUUUACUCACGGGACUUGCAUAUCUAGGAGGCGGCCAAAGAUGGGAGGUUCAGCCAAUUAUACGACCCCUACUUGAUGGAAAAUACUUGCUUUGAAUUACUUCGCAUGUACUCCCUUGUGUUUUCUGACAGUACCUCGAAGCUCUCCACGCUUUUCCAGUUUCAGCUUCACCUGAAUUCUCAUCUCUCUUCUAGGGGAAGCACUAAUGCACCGAGCGAGGUAUCUACGUGAUCCUGAUGCCUUUCAGAAAGCCAAGGACUACCCCACGCCCAGUUGCGCUCGAUUAACAGCAAUUUACGGCUGA